AUGGCUUCAGGGGACGGGUAUCGGGUCAACCCAAGUCUCGCUGCGUGGCCGGUGUCUUUGGUCUUUUGCCUCCAGAAGCGAUGGCGGGCUCGACGGGGGAUCAGCAGCGUCCGUGCCGCCAUCAAGCAGCUGGAGCCGGAGCUCUCGCGCUUCUUAGAAGACUGGGAAGACCGCAGUCGGAGGCUCGCGGCCUUCGACGUGCCGUCUUUGGACGAACUGGCCUUCUUCGCGCACGCGCGGCCGCUAGUAGGCCUUUCUGAGGACCUUUGCCCGCUUGCGCCAGAGCUGCACCAAUGGCUGAAAGGGUGCACCGAGGCCAUUGGCGCUCGCCUCGAGUUGGCGCGGAGCGAUGACACCACCGCGGCCCCGAUUCGCUGGGCCUCGGCCGAGGAGGUGGUGGAGCAAAGUGAGGCAGAUGGAGCGCAGCUCCCGAAAUUGCUGUUGCACCGCGCUUCCGAGGCGCAAGGGUUGGCUACUGCUACUGCGGUUACGCCGCUGGAGGUCACGGAACUUCCACAGAUGUUCGUAGGCGCCCGGGCGCGACUGGGCGCCGCCUGGGCGACGUUUUGGCGCCCGGAGCCGGUCAAUGCGGAGGACGGUGUGACUACACAGCCUCUGUCGGCCAGUCAAGUCCGAGGCAACUGGAUUUUCGCAGCCUGCGUGCUGAGCACCACGCUCGGCUUCAUGGCUGUGUCCAUCCGCAGCAGCAGGAAAGCAGCUGAAGGUGGUGGAUGA
Symbiodinium natans is the source of this 735-nucleotide messenger RNA. The record is from the annotation of a GenBank genome assembly. NCBI's taxonomy places the organism in Eukaryota, Dinophyceae, Suessiales, Symbiodiniaceae.